UUUCUCUCGGUUUCUAUGUUGGUGAAACAUUGAAAGUGAUCCUCUCACAUAGACGAUCUUCGUCAGCAAGUAGGCGUUCGGUGUUUCACUCUCUCUCCCUCCCUCCGUGGGUCAGCGUGGGCGGCCCCGUGUGGCAGGAGGAGAGCGAAACACGACACCCCACCGCCAGAGGAGGAAGAAAGAGGAGGAGGAGGAGGAGGAGGAGGAGGGGAACACGAAGUGACUGAGUGAGUGGAAAAAGAAAAGUGUGAGCCGGAGAAAGAGAGGGGCAGAGAAAGGGAAAGAGCGGAGUUGGCUGCGCUACUUUUUGUUCCUUCUUGUUGUUGUUCUUUUUUUAUUUUUUUUUUGCUGCUGCUGCUACAGUCAAUGAUGAUGAUGAAGAUGAAGAGGAGGAGGAAUCGACCAUGCGACAUCGUUGCAACAAACGGGAUCAACAUUUAGACCUGUGGCUCCAGCUCCACCGACAAAAACUGCGGCACGACUCCGACAAACUUGCGCCAUUCAGACCCGGGUGACUUGGAUAUUCUCCCCCUCCUCUUACCUCCGUACCUACCUACCUCCCUUCCCCUGCUUCCAGAGUUUUUUUUUUUUUUUUUUUGUCGGGGCAACUUUUUUCUCGCAGCAGAAACGACAUUUUUUCUCCGGCGUAAAAGUUUUUCAACCAAAGUUCAUGUGUCCGGAGAAGAAAAAGCAGAAGUGCGAGUGAAGUUAGCAGCGGAACUCGAGGGGAGGUUCAGUCCCAUGGAAGAAGCCACUGGAGGAAGGAGACACUGCUAAAAACUAAGAGCUAACUGGGAGCUAACUAGGCUAAUUAGGCUAACUGAGCUCACUUGGCUAGCUGAGCUAACUCGGCUAGCGAGGCUAACCGAACUGACUUGGCUAAUUGAGCUAACUAGGCUAACCGAGGCUAACUAGGAGCUAACUGAGCUAACUAACGUCUAAAGUUACGACUCGACGGUUGGAGAAGAGAAAGUGACCGAAGACUUUGACAAAAGAUGAAAACACCGGCAGACUCGGGGUUUGCCUUCCCGGACUGGGCCUACAAGCCGGAGUCGAGCCCGGGCUCCCGGCAGAUCCAGCUGUGGCACUUCAUCCUGGAGCUGCUGAGGAAAGAGGAGUACCACGAGGUCAUCGCGUGGCAGGGGGACUACGGGGAGUUCGUCAUCAAGGACCCGGACGAGGUGGCUCGCUUGUGGGGGGCCAGGAAGUGCAAACCGCAGAUGAACUAUGACAAGCUGAGCCGGGCGCUAAGAUACUACUACAACAAGAGGAUCCUCCACAAGACCAAAGGGAAGAGGUUCACCUACAAGUUCAACUUCAACAAACUGGUGCUCGUCAAUUAUCCCUUCAUCGACAUGGGCUCUGGUCGAGUCCCCCAGAGCGCCCCUCCCGUGCCGUCCGGAGGCUCCCACUUCCGCUUCCCCCCGUCCACGCCCUCCGAGGUCCUGUCGUCCAGCGAGGAGCUGCGCAGCCCGGGCAUGUUCAGCAGCGUGGCGCGCCGCAUGGCCCGCGGCUCCGUGAGCGACUGCAGCGACGGCACCUCCACCAACUCGGAGCUGGAGGAGGCCGUGGGCGCCGAGGAGAGGGCCGUGGGGCCCGAGCGGGCGUUCAGGGGCCUCCUCCCCCCGCGCCUGCCCCAUGAUUCUCUAUUCAGGGUCUACGGCGGGGGCCCGAACCCAGCUGGGCUCGGCAGACCUGGAGCCAGAGUCCACCCGGACCCCCUGUCCCCUUUCCCCGUCUCACCCCUGCCUGGUCCCGGGGGUCUGCUGCCGCCGAAUCUCUCCCCGGCCCUGACGAUGACCCCCACCCCUCACCUCCCUUACACCCCCUCACCCUCCCUGUCGUCUCCCAUGUUGGGCUCCCACUUCUCCUUCAACCCAGAGGACAUGAAGCACUACCUGCAGGCCCACAACCAGUCCGUCUACAACUACCACCUCAGCCCCCGAGCCUUCCUCCACUACCCCAACAUCGUCAUCCCCCAGCCCCACCGCCCCACCCCGGAGAAGCACCACCUCCACGGCCCCCCACUGCAGCUUUCUCAUUCGCUCAGCCAGCACCCGGGCGGCGGAGGAGGGGAGGACGGGCACCAGCACCCGUCGCCAUUCAAGUUCAAGCUGCAGCCGCCGCCGCUCGGCCGCAAACAGAGGGACUCGGGAAGCUCCCUGGCUGCUUCCUCCUCCUCCUCCUCCUCCAGCCAGUCCUCCUCGUUCCCAGGUCAGAUGAGCAACUCUGUCCUGGUCGGGCCUCCUAAGAUCAAGGUGGAGCCCAAAUCAGACUCGGAGGAGUCAGAGGAAGAGGUGGAGGUGACCGACAUCAGCGAGGAAGAGGAGAUGAAACACAACGACGAAGACGACAUCUUCGCGGCGGCCGCUCGCCACCAUCGGCACCAGCUCAACGUCCAUCACCAUGCCAACGGAAACAGCAGCAGCCUCUCCUCCGCUCCUCUGCCUCCACAGAGCAACAACCCCGAGGACGACGACGACGAGGAGGUCUUCAAGACUCCCGCCACCCCCCCUCUGGGCGGCGGCGGCGGCGGCCUGGCCUUCCCCCUGAUGAACCUGAAGAGCGAGCCGGGUCAGGCGGCCCCCAUCAGCCCCGGGGGCACGCGCUGCAUCCCCCUCAAACUCCGCUUCAAGCGCCGCUGGAGCGAAGACCAGAAGAUGGAGGCCGACGGCGAGCGGGACGAGGCGGAGGACAAGAAAGUGAGGGCCGAGGGAGAGGAGGAGGGGGCGGAGGGGAAGAGGGAGGAGGCGAGGAGGAGAGCGGGAGAGGUGGAGAACGGAAGAGGAGGAGGAGGAGGAGGAGGGGGUGUUAUUUUGGGGUUGAUGCUGCCUCCACCUCCCACCCAGCGCAGAGCGAGCUCAGAGCUGCAGAGGGCCACGGCCCAGCUGUCUCUGGAAAACACCGGCUGCUGAGCUUCACUAACACACAGACACACACACACACACACACACACUUCUGGAAAACCAGUGACGUCACAGCGGCAGGAAAACUCUAACUCCUAAACACACUUCAGUAUCUGGACACGCGUCACGUGACUCAAGGAUUUCCCCUCAGUGUGACACAUCCACAGAUCCUCUAAUGUACAGAAAGACGUCUCCGUGGCUCCCAAUCGAACGCAACGGACUCGGAUGUGUUCGCCGCGACUUAAACACUAAGAGAAAACCAAACAUCUUUGUAUAUUGACUGAUCUUUAACACUCACAGCGACCCCCCCCCCAACCUAGUGCCAGUAAAGUUGAUCUCACCUGUGCCCCCCAGAUCUCUCUCUCUCAUGGAUCUACUCCUGAACACAAAGUUAAAAUAAAUGAAACGAAUAUCCUCACUCAGCCUCCUUCUCUCCUUUGUGCUCGCUGUAAUCAGGACACAGAGCCUGAUGUUACUAAAGAGACAUUUAAACAGCCCUGAUAGAGAUUACAGAAGUGCCUCCUCCGUCUGCACCCGUCACCACGCAGCCGUUUACAAGAACUCGCUCUGAAGGAUCUUACAGGCUGAGGAGAGGAUUUUUUUUUUUUUUGUCUCCUUUCAAGUGGUGAUUAAGGAAAGAAAAAAAAAAAAAACAAGUCUGCAAUCACAGUCUUUUCUCUCCUGGAAUCAACUCGGACGCCAUCAGGGCCAGACUGAGACCCCCUCCCCCUCACCCCCUCACCCCCCUCCCUUCACUACAGUGUAUAGAGACGAACCUGAGGAGGUCACAGUUUUAACUAAAAACUAACCUCUCGGACGACACGUUAAUUUAGACGUUUGUGUACAGAGAAGGAGCGGAGGAUCUUUCCUCUUCACUUGUUGUGGAAAUGAGGAAGCGGCUCCCACCAAGGCUGUAAUUAAACACACACACACACAGACACACACACUUGUUUCUAGACGAGUGUUUGUUUGUGCGUACGUGUGCGUGGACCCAGGACAUGAAGCCUCGAGGACACACGGAGGCUCGUCCUCGCACACAUCUUUUAUUUGGUUUGAGGGCAUUUUCUAUUUUUGUUUGUUUUUAACCCUCAAACGCUCAGAUCAACAGCUCUCGUCUGCAUUCCCCUGUUGUUGUUGUCGUUUUUUUUUUUUUUUUUGUAUUUUCUUUCUGUCAGGACGUUUGUGCCUCUUAAGGACAUCGACAGUAUUUUAGGGCAUUUUUAUUUUAUUUUAUUUUAUUUUUUUUUGCAGUGAGCUUUUCAAAUAUUACAAAAUCUGUACAUGUGAUGUUUGGAGAAUUGAUUUUUAUCCAGAAGUGGGAGGGGGAGGGAAAAAAAAAGAAAAACACACACAAAAAAAAAAAAACGGGAACCACGUAAUGAAUGUCGAGGUCAACUCAGGCAAAAAAAAAAAAACCUUCACUGAGAGUAAAACAACGAUUUUAUUUUUAAAAAGAAAAAAAAGCCCAUUUUAAUGAACAAACUAUUCCAAACAUUUAAGAUUGUGCCUUUUUUUUUGUUUUGUUUGUUUUCUUAAAAUUUACCCCCUCACACACACACACACACACACACGCCUUCUGCUUUUAUAAAAGAGAUACAGUUAAUAAGCAAAAUCUACACAUAUAUAUAUAUUUUAUUCAAAUAUAUCUCAAAUAUUAUAUUUCAAUAUGGUCAUUUGAUAGAAAUCAGGAAGUUUCCAUCUAUUUUUAAAUGGUAAAGAUGUGUAUAUAUUCUAACGGGCAUAUUACUACCAGUAUAAAUCUGCCUUCUCACCCUUGCCUUCUCUCGACCGUUGAGCUACAGUGACAAAAGGCGUCAACCGGUGUCAGAGUUUUAUAUUUAUAUUGUGUAAAAAAAAAAAAAAAGAAGAAAAAAAAAGAAAAAACAGAAAAAAAUAUUAAUAAUAAACUGUUCUUGUGUAUUAUUAUUCAGGGGAUAAAACGAGCGAAGGAGCGAGCGAACAUUUUAACCAGAUCUGUAUUUUGUUCGGUUUGUUUUUAACGUCCCUGGAGGGCCAGCCGGGUGGGGUUUAACGAGCCACACUUUUACGUCUUCUCCGACCAUCUCCGCCCGCCUUAAAACCGCACGUUCGACACGACUUAGAGCCGAGGUAGAGGGCGUUUUGUCAGGUGUGUGUGUGUGUCGCCGUGCAGCUGAUGUGGCUGGACUUUGGUUUGACAAACAAACACAAACGCACACACACACACACACACACACACACUCUGUCCCGGUUAGAGCGAAGCUUCACUGUGGCUACAAUAAAGGGAAACAUGACAUCAGACGCCCCCGCAGUCUCUCUGGAGGAGAAACUAGACCCGAUCACAGCGAGGAAACGGCAGGGACUUCCCCGAACGUCUGACUCGCUCAUUCUCAUCCAUGUGUGUGUGUGGACAUAACUUUAGAAACCACACACACACACACAGACACACACACACGCCUCUACACAAAAAAGGCUCCAAUUUAUUUUUCCUUCACCAGGCACAAAAAAAAAAUGUCACACAUCCAUCCUCUUAUUUUCUUAUUAAUUUUUCCACAGAAGUGAAUCGUUAAAGACGUAGCGGUUAAUAACGAGAUAAACCCAGAAGGCCGUACCUGAACUGUUACACCUGUGCUGCCUUACCUGUCGUGGCUUCAAACAAAUCUACAUUUCACCCCCAUGCUGUUCUUCUCUCUUUUUUUUUCCAUAUUACUGUUACUCUUUGUAAUUAUUCUAUUAUUAACUGUUUUUUAUUAUUAUUAUUAUGUCGUACCCUCUUGAAGCGGCCCAUGAACUCCUAGGUUUUCUUUUUUUUUUUCUUGCUUCUUGUUCCCGUUUGCACUGUCGUCCAUGAACUUUAGUCGGAUUCAGUGUUUUUAUUUUUAUUAUUAUAAUAAUUAACAUGUUACCGUGAACAAGAGGGAGGGUAAACCCAUCAUCCCCCAACAUGAUGAAACAACAAAGGGGAGAAUCUAUUUUCUUUUCUUUUUUUUUUGAUGUUGUGUAUAUAUAUAUUUUUUUCCAUUUUUAAUUUUUUGAGGAUUGUGUAAGAAAAGAAGAGGAGUGUUGUACUGUUUUAUUAACCGUUGUAUUAUUUGACAUUCGUUCCCCCUCUUGUCUGCCUCGCGGGAGAGACUUUCGUUCUUGUUCUCGGUGAGGAUCCAGCCGUACUCCUGUUUCCCUUCUGUCUGUUCAUCUUCAUUUGUAAUUAAACAAUAAUCAGGGUUCAUUAAAAAAUGGUCAAAAUGG
Messenger RNA from Mugil cephalus (flathead mullet), 6131 nucleotides. It is a transcript of the gene erf, whose product is annotated as Ets2 repressor factor. The record is from RefSeq and is a predicted model, not a curated record. The coding region runs from base 996 to 2915 and encodes 639 amino acids. Gene Ontology annotation, molecular function: sequence-specific DNA binding; DNA-binding transcription factor activity, RNA polymerase II-specific. The transcript is spliced from 5 exons. Gene Ontology annotation, biological process: cell differentiation; regulation of transcription by RNA polymerase II. Gene Ontology annotation, cellular component: nucleus. Lineage: Eukaryota; Metazoa; Chordata; Actinopteri; Mugiliformes; Mugilidae.